AUGGCCACCGAGAAAGGGGGCUCCAUCCCCGAUAAGAUCGAAGCGCCAGCAAGACAGAAGAUUCCAUACUGGCGAUUGGUGGUGGAUCAGGGCGUCGUCACACAGGAGAUUAUCGACUAUCCCUACGCAGGCUCAGGAACCGAGGAAGAUCCCUAUGCUGUUACCUGGAUUGAAGAUGAUCCUCGUAACCCCAUGACCUGGACGCAGCUGCGCAAAUGGUCGUUGACUAUGACCGUCGCCAUCGCGACUCUCGCUGUCGCGCUGGUCUCUUCGGCCUAUACGGGCGGUGUCCGGGAGCUUGAACAAGAGUUCCAUGUUGGCAGUGAGGUUGCCAUCCUCGGUGUCUCUCUCUUCGUCCUGGGUUUCGCUAUCGGACCUCUACUCUGGGCACCCCUGAGUGAGAUGUUUGGUCGGCAGAUUGUUUUCACAGUCACAUAUUGCGCGCUUACCGCAUUCAACUGUGGAACUGCAGGCUCUAAGAAUAUCUGGACCCUGAUUAUCCUCCGUUUCUUUGCUGGAGCCUUCGGAGCUUCGCCCUUAACCAAUGCGGGCGGUGUCAUCGCUGAUAUGUUCCACGCCCAGCAGAGAGGUAUUGCUAUGAGCUUGUUUGCUGCUGCUCCAUUCUUGGGUCCUGUUCUGGGUCCAAUCAUUGGCGGCUUUCUGGGCAUGAAUGCGGGCUGGAGAUGGGUCAUGGGUUUCUUGGGUGCCUUCUCAGGCGCUGUCUGGAUUGUCUGCACUAUCUUUGUGCCCGAGACGUAUGCGCCGGUUCUCCUACGUCGUCGCGCCGAGAAACUGUCCAAGCUCACCGGCAAGGUGUACCACAGCAAGCUUGACAUCGACCGGGGUAGGGUUACUCUCAAGGAGGCAUUCAAGACCGCUCUUUCCCGGCCUUGGAUUCUGCUGUUCAAGGAGCCAAUCGUUUUCCUUCUGAGUCUUUACAUGGCUAUCAUCUACGGAACUCUGUAUAUGCUGUUCUCCGCCUACCCAAUCGUCUUCCAGGGAGUCCGCGGAUGGAACUCGGGUGUCGGCAGUCUUCCUUUCCUGGGAAUCAUGGUUGGCAUGAUCUUUGCCGUCACAUACAGUCUAUGGGACAACAAGCGCUAUGUCAAGACUGAAGAGGAGCACGGUGGAUUCGCACCCCCUGAGGCACGUCUGCCCCCAACUCUGAUUGCCUCUGUUGCGAUUCCCAUUGGGCUCUUUUGGUUUGCCUGGACCAACUACCCAUCAAUCCACUGGAUUGUCCCCAUCCUUGCUGGUGUUCCUUUCGGAUUUGGAAUGGUUCUGGUGUUCCUCGGCAUCAUGAAUUACCUCAUCGAUGCCUAUACCAUUUUCGCCGCCUCAGUCCUCGCCGCCAACUCCGUCCUGCGUUCGAUCUUCGGUGCUGUCUUCCCGCUAUUCACCACCUACAUGUAUCAAGAUCUUGGUAUUCAUUGGGCAUCGUCGAUCCCGGCAUUUUUGGCGCUUGCUUGUGUUCCUUUCCCCUUCCUCUUCUACAAGUACGGCGCCACCAUCCGGAAACGCUGCACGUAUGCGGCGCAAUCCGAUGCCUUCAUGCGGAAGAUGGCCAUGCAGAUGAAGCAAGCUGCCGAGCCCGAGCCCGAGCCCGAGGAGGCCAGGGAGCCCGUUUUUGACCGCACUGAAGCGCCCGGCCCCGAGGUUUCGGAUGUCAGCGAGGCCGAGUCCGUCGAGGAGCUCCCCAAAAUCCACCAAAUACGCAGCAGAGCUUCCACGAAGACGGCUACUUCGCAGCGCCGCCAGAGCAUCAGCUAUGAAGGCAACCCCUACGACAUCGAUCGCGUCAACACUCGCGAGUCUUUCAAAUGA
Molecule: messenger RNA, 1824 nt
Organism: Aspergillus clavatus NRRL 1
Lineage: Eukaryota; Fungi; Ascomycota; Eurotiomycetes; Eurotiales; Aspergillaceae
Product: MFS transporter
Exons: 4
Coding region: 1-1824 (607 amino acids)
Biological process (GO): transmembrane transport
Molecular function (GO): transmembrane transporter activity
Source: RefSeq, a predicted model, not a curated record